AUGUCGCUGCCCCUCAUAGCCGCAAUCGACCCCUUCACCUCUCCCUCCUCGGGCCUCUCCCCCAGCACCCUCUCCCACAUCUCCCAAACCCUCCUCACCGUGACCCCCGAUACCCUCCCACAAGCCCUAGAAUACAUCUCCGCCCACACCACCACCCAGACCAUCUCCGUGAACGUCACCUCCCUCCUCUCCACAGAUGCUAUCCACUCCCUCCUCGACGCGGGCGCAACCCGCCUCUUCGCCACCUAUGAGCAGCUCUCCACGCUGCAGCCCCUCAUCAACGACGACUCCCGCCUCGCCCUCCUCCUCGACACAGCCCACACCUCAAAAGACACCAUCGUGUCUGCCAUCAGCGACACCAGUGUCGGCAUCUACGCUCACAAGGUCACCGACAUUGAUGCCGUCGCCGCAUGGCUAACCGAGUACGGGACGGGCAACCACCCACCCGUGUAUGUCUCGUUUGCCGCACAGCCCGCGCUCGCCGAUGUCGUGCGCAUCGCGAAGCUGGCGGCCGUGCCCAUCUUGGAUUCGGCGUGGAUGACGGUGGACGGUGGUGAAGGGCUGCUGGGCGUGGCCGAGGUAGUGAUGGCGGGAGUUGUGUCGGAUCGCGAGGACGGACUGGUGACGACGUUGGUGGUGGACGAGCGCGGGGUCGCAUUAGGACUGGUGUACAGCUCGCUGGAGAGCGUGCGCGAGAGUAUCAGGACAGGCAGCGGCGUGUAUCAGAGCCGCAAGAGGGGGCUGUGGUAUAAGGGUGCCACCAGCGGGGCGACGCAGGAGCUUGUGAGGAUUGAUGCGGACUGCGAUGCGGAUUGUCUGCGCUUUGUGGUGCGCCAGAAGGGAAGUGGUUUCUGCCACCUCGAAACGGCCACCUGCUUCGGCGCUUACACCGGUCUCUCGCACCUCCAAAAGACACUGCAAGCCCGUAAGGAGUCCGCUCCCGCCGGCUCCUACACCGCACGCCUCUUCUCCGACGCGCAGCUGCUGCGCGCCAAGAUACUUGAGGAGGCCGAGGAGCUGUGCGAUGCAAAGACCAAGGACGAGAUCGCAUUCGAGGCCGCGGAUCUAUUCUAUUUUGCGCUGACGAGAUGUGUGGCUGCCGGUGUGGACCUGGCGGAUGUGGAGAAGAAUCUGGACAAGAAGGCGCUAAAGGUAUCGAGGAGGAAGGGAGAUGCAAAGCCCAAGUUUCUUGCUGCUGGAGAGAAGGCGGAGAGUGGCAAGUCUGCACCCGCAGAGGCACCCAAGCCCGCAGAGACGCCCGCAGAACCGCUCGACCCCAACCGCCCCAUCAAGAUGAAGCGCAUCGACGCCCAGUCCACUACCCCCGAAGAACUCGAAACAGUACUUCGCCGCCCUGCACAAAAGACAAACACCAUCAUGUCCAUCGUCACACCCAUCAUCGACUCUGUGCGCACAAACGGCGACUCGGCCCUCAUCAGUCUCGCCCAGAAGUUUGACCGCGCAACCCUCACCUCCCCCGUCCUCCGUGCUCCCUUCCCCGACCACCUCAUGGCCCUCUCCCCCGAGACCAAGGCCGCAAUCGACCUCAGCUUCGCCAACAUCCACACGUUCCAUGCCGCCCAGGCCGAGUCCGAGCCCCUCACAGUUAGCACCAUGCCUGGCGUCCGCUGCUCCCGCUUCGUUCGUCCCAUCGAACGCGUCGGUCUCUACGUCCCCGGCGGGACCGCCGUCCUGCCCUCCACAGCACUCAUGCUUGGUGUGCCAGCCAUGGUGGCGGGAUGCUCCCGUAUCGUCUUGGCGACCCCAGCACGCCCCGAUGGCACAGUGACACCCGAGAUUGUGUAUGUCGCGCACAAGGUCGGCGCGGAGUGCAUCGUCCUUGCGGGUGGUGCACAGGCUGUGGCGGCGAUGGCGUAUGGCACAGAGUCCGUGCCAAAGGUGGAUAAGAUCCUCGGCCCUGGGAACCAGUUUGUGACGGCCGGGAAGAUGUAUGUCAGCAACGAUACUUCCGCGGGGGUGUCAAUUGACAUGCCCGCUGGUCCCUCCGAAGUGCUGGUGAUCGCGGACCGCAGCGCAAACCCCGCGUUCGUUGCGAGUGACCUGCUAUCGCAGGCGGAGCACGGUGUUGACUCCCAGGUUGUGCUGAUCGCUGUGGGGCUCGAUGAUGCGGGGCUCGAGACGAUUGAGGAGGAAGUUCACAAGCAGGCGGUGGCGCUGCCGCGAGUUGAGAUCGUGAGGGGUGCAAUUGAGCACUCGGUGACACUGCGGACAGCGACGAUAGAGGAGGCGGUGGCGCUCAGUAACACGUAUGCGCCCGAGCAUCUCAUUCUGCAGGUGGAGAAUGCGGCGAAGGUCGUUGAGGGUGUGGUGAAUGCGGGGAGUGUGUUUGUGGGCAUGUGGACGCCCGAGUCGGUGGGUGAUUACUCGGCGGGGGUGAACCACAGUUUGCCAACAUACGGCUACGCCCGCCAAUACUCCGGUGUCAACCUUUCAACCUUUGUCAAACACAUCACCAGCAGCGAGCUCACCGAAGAGGGUCUCCGCAACGUCGGUGGUGCCGUCAUGCAGCUCGCAAAGGUUGAGGAGCUCGAGGCCCAUCGCAGGGCUGUCGAGAUCAGGCUCGAGUGGGCUGACAAGCAGAAGGAGAAUGCUAGCAGCUAG
Messenger RNA from Morchella importuna, 2622 nucleotides. RefSeq lists its product as uncharacterized. The transcript is spliced from 3 exons. The record is from RefSeq and is a predicted model, not a curated record. Gene Ontology annotation, biological process: L-histidine biosynthetic process. Gene Ontology annotation, molecular function: NAD binding; phosphoribosyl-ATP diphosphatase activity; metal ion binding. Gene Ontology annotation, cellular component: cytoplasm. The coding region runs from base 1 to 2622 and encodes 873 amino acids. Lineage: Eukaryota; Fungi; Ascomycota; Pezizomycetes; Pezizales; Morchellaceae.